This is a messenger RNA of Ilex paraguariensis (yerba mate), 1557 nucleotides long. The record is from the annotation of a GenBank genome assembly. NCBI's taxonomy places the organism in Eukaryota, Viridiplantae, Streptophyta, Magnoliopsida, Aquifoliales, Aquifoliaceae.
AUGGGAGUAGCUUCUGCAAGCAAACAGAAAGGUCCAAGGUUCGAUGAGAAUUAUAGGGUUUCAUGGGGGCAGGAUCAUGUCAAGUCCUCAAUACAGGGCAGAGAAGUUCAGAUCUCCCUCGACAAAGAUACCGGAUCAGGGAUUCAAUCAAAAUCAAGUUAUGGCUCCGGGUUCUUCCACAUGAGAAUAAAGCUACCAGGCAAUGACUCUGCAGGAGUUGUAACAACCUUCUAUGUAAGACAAGAUGUGUCCCAAGACAUUAGUGAACCGUUACAUUCGAUAUUUAACACUUUGACAUCUCACACAGGUAACCACAAUGAGUUGGACUUUGAAUUCUUGGGCAACAGACAAGGAAAGCCAUACUUGGUUCAGACCAAUGUGUUUGUGAAUGGUAAAGGAGACAGAGAGCAGAGGGUUCGUCUAUGGUUUGAUCCCACAGCAGCCUUUCAUGGCUACUCAAUCCUCUGGAACCAACAUCAAGUAGUGUUCUUUGUUGACAAAGUUCCCAUCAGGGUUUUCGAGAACAAUACAAAAACAGGACUAGACUACCUUACCCAGCCCAUGCAAGUAGAGGCAACAAUCUGGGAUGGAGACACUUGGGCAACGGACGACGGCCAGACCAAAAUCAACUGGACUCAUGCACCAUUCACAGCUCACUUCCGAAGCUUCGCCGUCGACGGAUGUUCGUCGAACUCCGGCGAUGAAUCUUGCAGUUCUUCCAAAUUCUGGUGGAACAAAGAGCAGUACUGGAGGCUGACCCAUCAUGAAGAGACAGUUUAUCAUCAUAUGAAACGUAAAUACAUGAACUACAAUUACUGCACAGAUAAAUCAAGGCAUUUGACUCCGCCUCCAGAUUCUCUCUUGGGCCAAUUGAGCAACAAAGUACCAUUGAUUGACUCUACCACUGUAGGCAUCCAUGGAUUUCUGGUGUUCUACAAUUCUCUAUCUACCUUUUCUGGAAUGAGGGAGGCGGACUGUGGGCCUGUGGCAUCAAGCAAAGUUUUCCUCAACGCUCGUGGUGGUGCUCUUGCCACCUUGGUCAAGGAUCAAGACAGGAAUCUUAUUCUUCACGGAGAGAGAGGGAUGUGCCUCGCCUCUCUGUGGCACUACCUGUCUUUUGUGUUGGUAGAAGCAUUGGCAAUUAGCAAGCAGAAUGGGCCCAGCUACGAUGAAAACUACAAGGUUGCAUUUGGAGUUCAUAACAUUUGGCCACAACAUCAAGGCAGAGAUGUUCAGCUAUCCCUCGAUCAAUCUUCUGGGUCUGGUAUUGAAUCCAAGUUGAGUUACCUCUCUGGAUUCUUCCAUUUGAGGAUAAAGCUGCCUGGCAAAGACUCUGCAGGAGUUGUAACAGCUUUCUAUAUGACUUCACCAACAAUAAAGGGCAACGAAUUGGACUUCGAGUUCUUGGGUAACAGAGAAGGGAAGCCCUACACACUCCAAUCAAAUGUCAUUAUAAAUGGAAAAGCCGGUAGAGAGCAGAGGAUGCACCUAUGGUUUGAUCCAACUUCAAGCUUCCAUACUUACAGACUUUUGUGGAACUCCCAUCAAAUAGUGUAA